GGGCGGUGAGGAAACAUGGCGGCGGGGAGCGCGGAGGGGCCGCAGGAGAUGAUGGAGGUCUUCUUCCCAGAUUGUUGGUUUUAGGAAGAUCUGAAGGGAGGAAAAAGUGCACCCAAAAUCAAACUAGAAACAAGGGUCGAUAAGCGGAUCGAAUCGGAGGAGUCGGGCGACGAGGAAGGGAAGAAACAAGCGGCUUCCCUAGUAACAGACCUCAGCCAGCAGAGCCUGCGAGAGGAGCAGAAUGGCGAGAACUCCACAGGAGAAGCGGAGACACCAGUGGACAUGGAGACAAUUAGCCUGGACCCAGAGGCUGAGGAUGUUGACUUGAACCAUUUCCGAAUUGGGAAGAUAGAAGGAUUUGAAGUGCUCAGGAAAGUGAAGACUCUGUGUCUACGUCAGAAUUUGGUUAAGCGCAUUGAGAAUCUGGAGCAGCUGCAGACCUUGCGGGAGCUGGACCUCUAUGAUAACCAGAUUCGGAAGAUCGAGAACUUGGAGGCUCUAGCAGAACUCGAGGUCCUUGACAUCUCCUUUAAUGUUCUGCGACAAAUCGAGGGACUAGACCAACUUGCUCAGCUUAAAAAACUCUUCCUUGUCAACAACAAAAUCGGCAAAAUUGAGAAUUUAAGUAACUUACAGCAGUUACAGAUGUUAGAGUUGGGAUCCAAUCGCAUUCGGGCAAUUGAAAACAUUGACACCUUGACUAAUCUUGACAGUCUGUUCCUUGGAAAGAAUAAAAUCACCAAACUCCAGAACUUGGAUGCACUAACAAACUUGUCUGUGCUCAGCAUACAGAGCAACCGUCUGACCAAGAUCGAGGGUCUGCAGAGCCUGGUGAACUUGCGCGAGUUGUACCUCAGCCACAACGGUAUCGAAGUCAUCGAGGGACUGGAAAACAACAACAAACUUACAAUGCUGGACAUUGCUGCCAACAGAAUCAAAAAGAUUGAGAAUAUUAGCCACCUCACGGAGCUGCAGGAGUUCUGGAUGAAUGAUAAUCUCGUCGAGAGCUGGAGUGACCUGGAUGAGCUGAAAGGAGCCAAGAACUUGGAAACUGUUUAUCUGGAGCGAAACCCCUUGCAGAAGGAUCCCCAGUACCGGCGCAAGAUCAUGUUGGCCCUCCCGUCUGUCCGGCAGAUUGAUGCCACCUUUGUUCGAUUCUGAACCUCCCACUGCCCUUCYCUCCUGCCCUCCUUGCAGAAAUGUCCAAGCUGGGUUUUUUAUCCACUUACCACUCCCUAGGUCUUCAGUACACUGACUUGCAAAACAAAUGGUCAAUAAAAAGCACUGAAUCCAAGAUCUUGUGUACAAUGCACUUGUUGUUUUUGAAAUGUUAUUAUUAUUAAAUCUUGACACAAGAG
Molecule: messenger RNA, 1358 nt
Organism: Nothoprocta perdicaria
Lineage: Eukaryota; Metazoa; Chordata; Aves; Tinamiformes; Tinamidae
Gene: PPP1R7
Product: protein phosphatase 1 regulatory subunit 7
Exons: 11
Coding region: 283-1161 (292 amino acids)
Molecular function (GO): protein binding
Source: RefSeq, a predicted model, not a curated record